AUGAUUGGUGGUACUCUAACAACAUCAUCUUCUUCUGGAAAUAGCAUGGAGAAUAUUACAAGCUUAUCUCCUACAAAUAUUGGCCUAAUUGUCGAGACUACAACUUGGUCAAGAGAUUCUCAUGAAUUAUUUGAUUAUGAAGCUCAUCAUAUUAAUAAUAGGAGAUUUUUAGUAAGUAGAAAUAGCAAAAUAUUCAGGCAUAAUACUGAUUGUAUAAUUGUUGGAGAUGAUGAUGAGUUACCAUUACAAGGAGAUUAUUUGUUGUCUAUAAAAAUUUCUGGAGAUGGGAAAUAUAUUGCAUUUCCUGCCGAUAGAAGUCUAGGAACUAAUAAUAAUGGUGAAAGACAGUUAGUUCCAAAAAAAGUUUGGUUAAUUGUACGUGAUUUACCUAGUAAAUGUUAUACUUUACAACAAAAUGACUUGGUUAAACUAGGGAGAUUUAAAUUAAGAGUUAAGCAAUUAGUUAGAACUGGAGAACAAAUUCCAGAAUUACGUUUGGAUGAAACUGAAGCAAGUAUUAUAGAACCUAGUGGAGAAGAAUCUUUAACAAUGCAAUGUAGAAUAUGUUUAACAGAAGGUGAACAAGAGGAUGAUCCUCUAUUAUGCCCUUGCCAAUGUAGAGGAUCAAUAAAAUUCGUUCAUUUAGAAUGUCUACGCCAUUGGAUAAAUGGCAGAUUAAAUUUAGCUAAUGAAAAUAACUCUAGAGAUACAUUCUUUUUUAGACAGCUUCAAUGUGAAUUGUGCAAAAGUCCAUUACCUUCUUCUGCAUCUAUUAAAGGAUAUAGGGUGAAUAUUGUCAAAGUACCUUAUACAAAACCUCCUUUUAUUGUGUUGGAAAAUCUUUAUGGUAAUGCUCAUCGUGGAGUACAUGUUAUCAGUAUGGCUGAAAAAAAAGACUUGAAAUUAGGACGAGGUCAUGAAUCAGAUGUACGUAUUUCAGAUGUUAGUAUUUCACGAUAUCAUGCAACUAUAAGAUAUACAAAUGAAAAUUUUAUACUAGAAGAUCAUGGUUCAAAAUUUGGAACAUUAGUAUCUAUACGAAAGGCUCAAACUAUUGAAAAUAAUCGCAAUUUAUCACUUCAAGUUGGUAGAACUGUGGUGAAUCUAAGACUUUCAGAAGAGCCUUGUUCUCCUAAUAAUGGUAUAAAAGAGCUUCCUGUUGAUCCCCCAAAUAUACCAGAUCCUAAUACAGGUACUAAUCCUGAACAAAUCAAUAGAAAUGAGAAUUAUAAUGAAGUUUCCAAUUAUAAUGUAAAUUUAAAUGAUUCAAUUAUAACCUCUGUAAAUAGUUAUGUGAUAGACUCUCAAAAUCCACAUUCUGAAAUUGUACAAGAUAUUUCAUCACAAGAUAGACCUAGAAACACUACAUUUACAUCCAUAAUUACUGAUAAUCAAAUCGAAUCAAUAAAUAGACUUACAAACAGGCUAACAGAUAUAUCUUCAAUACAAAUUCAAUCUAUUCAACAGAUUGAUUCUAUUAAUUUUUCAACAUCUCAACUAUCUUCUAAUACAAACAAUUAUCAAGGUGUCCUUCCUCAUCUCUAUGCACGCUUAAAUGGACUAGCAUCUAAUAGCAAUGAACAAUAUGAGGGGAAUAGUAACUCAGUAAACUUUAGUAUUAUUGAAUAA
Molecule: messenger RNA, 1629 nt
Organism: Cryptosporidium muris RN66
Lineage: Eukaryota; Apicomplexa; Conoidasida; Eucoccidiorida; Cryptosporidiidae
Product: zinc finger C3HC4/FHA domain-containing protein
Exons: 1
Coding region: 1-1629 (542 amino acids)
Molecular function (GO): zinc ion binding; protein binding
Source: RefSeq, a predicted model, not a curated record